Messenger RNA from Lolium perenne, 978 nucleotides. RefSeq lists its product as uncharacterized. The record is from RefSeq and is a predicted model, not a curated record. Gene Ontology annotation, cellular component: mitochondrial membrane. Lineage: Eukaryota; Viridiplantae; Streptophyta; Magnoliopsida; Poales; Poaceae. Gene Ontology annotation, biological process: mitochondrial proton-transporting ATP synthase complex assembly.
CAGCACGCGCGGCUCAGCGCGAAAACCCUAGCUAAUUCCCCACCACCUCGGCGACCGAUCCCAUGGCGACGGCGAGGCUGCGAUCCGCGUCGGCGUCCUCUCUCCGCGGGGCGCUCCUCCGCCACUGCGCCGCGGGGCCCGCAGCCGCUCCCGCGCGCACCGUCUCAGAUUUUCAGGUUACUAAAUCUGCAACGUGGAGGUAUUUCUCAACGUUUAAGCAGAAUCCUCUUGCAAAAGGCGACAGAUUCAGUCCAAUCCCUUCUCUGUACGGUCAGGCAAGAUGGGCUUCUCAAGCCACUGCCAUCAAAGAAACUGACCCCAGUGGCGGCAAGAUAAGCAUUGGGCCCAAAUCCAAGCAGAUCAAGGAGGACGGCGAUAAAGAUGACGAACUUGUUUAUCAGGGACCGAUAUCAUCAACCAUCAAGAAAGUGAAGCUCCUGUCCCUAUCCACCUGCUGCCUCUCCGUCUCCCUCGGCCCCGUGAUAACCUUCAUGACUUCACCCGACAUGAACGUGAUCCUCAAGGGCGGAGUUGCAGCCACUGUGAUCUUCCUCAGCGCCACCACGACUGGAGCCUUGCACUGGUUCGUGAGCCCCUACAUACACAAGCUGAGGUGGCGGCAGGGUUCAGACAGUUUUGACGCAGAGAUCAUGUCGUGGCUGGCUACACCCCUGAAGAAGACGAUCAAGUUUGCUGACAUCAGGCCUGCGGAGACGAACCGGCCUUUCGUCACCUUCAAGGCCAAUGAGAGCUUCUACUUCGUAGACGCCGAUCACUUCCAGAACAAGGCCUUGCUGGAGAGGCUCACGCCCAAGCACCCUCACGAGUCCGCAUUCAAGAACUUAUGAUGCGAGUUGCUCCAGUGAGGCGGUGAGUGUGCCUGUGCUUGUGAACCUUGUUGGGCGCUCGGAUUUUAUUUUCAUGUAGCUUAUACUUGUGAGAAGAUCUUAGUAUAUGUCAUUGCUGUUAUUUACCUUC